GAAAAAGGUUCACCAAAGAAACGGAGGAAGGGAUUGAAGGCUGGACAUUGGGCAACAAUCGCAGCAACAACAGGCAUCUUCGUGAGCAAAUUUCAUUUUCAUUUCACUUCAACAGAAAAAGAAGGCGCCUUUGUCAAAACCAUGACGUGGCCUCUAUUCCCAUCUCCCCCACUACUACGCCAUUCCCGCAACCAUCCAUCGUCAACACGUCCAAUCUCCCAAAUUGAUCGGGAGACAGCAUUUUCAUGAGCAAAACCCUCUGCUUUUUUGGGUUUUUGAUGUAAAGUUUCUGUCUUUAGGUGAUGGGUUUGGGUAUAAUUUGUAAUGGGGGAAUCGUGAAUCAAUGGUGAGAGUCUGUGAGGGGUGGGAAGUUGGGGUUUUUCUUCUUCCCUUUUGCUUUUGUUAUUUAUUAUAGAUAAUAAUGGGGAAUGUGAAUGGUAGAGAGGAUGGGAAUAGCAGCCCGUCAGGGGUUGAACAAGAAGGAGGUAACGACGUACAGGAAGGCAUGGCUGCAACCGUGGUUCACUCCCCUCCUCACUGCUCCAAAGCCAACCAGUUGCCUAUCAUGUUCACUCCUCAGGUUCCAGUGGUUCCAUUACAAAGACCUGAUGAGAUGCAUAUCCCUAGCCUUUCAUCGAUGCAGGCUUGGGCAGGGUAUGAAGAUAUACCCAAUGAACAAGGAAUUCCAACAAUGAUUACAUGGAGCUAUGAUGGGAAGACAGUAGCUGUGGAGGGAUCAUGGGAUAACUGGAGAACAAGAAUACCUUUGCAGAGAAGUGGAAAAGACUUCACUAUUAUGAAAGUGCUGCCAUCAGGUGUUUACCGCUACCGGUUUAUUGUUGAUGGACAAUGGAGUUAUGCCCCUGACUUGCCCUGUUACCGAGAUGAUGCCGGCAAUGCUUACAACAUUUUGGACUUACAAGAUUAUGUACCAGAAGAUCUUGGAAGCAUAUCUAGUUUGGAGCCUCCUCAGUCUCCAGAGGCAAGCUACAACAACUUGCAACUCGGAGGAGAGGAUUUUGCCAAGGAACCACCUAUGGUUCCUCCACACCUUCAAACAACGCUGCUCAAUCUGCCAGCAUCAAACAUGGAGAUUCUCCAUUCAUCAAGGCCUCAACAUGUGAUCCUCAAUCAUCUUUACAUCCAGAAGGGAAGGAGUGGCCCAUCUGUGGUGGCACUUGGUUCAACCCACCGAUUUAAGGCCAAGUAUGUGACAGUGGUGCUCUACAAGUCCUUGCAGAGGUAGUGUCAGGCAAUGGCAUUGUUCAGGUAUUCACCUUGUGGUCUCCAGUCUUUAAUGUAGAUAAUUUAUAGUAUAAAUUAGUAUGUAGAGAUAGAAUCUUUCUGAUGCGCAAAGUAUGUUAGGACUUAGGAGUCCUAUAUGGAAAUUUCUAAGAUUGAAUUUUCACAUAAAGCUAAUAUUUAUUG
This is a messenger RNA of Rubroshorea leprosula, 1428 nucleotides long. NCBI's taxonomy places the organism in Eukaryota, Viridiplantae, Streptophyta, Magnoliopsida, Malvales, Dipterocarpaceae. The record is from the annotation of a GenBank genome assembly.